AUAACAAACUAUGUUUUCAUGCGGAUGUGUCCUGCUUUGCGAUUGUUGCGAGCGAGAGAUCACUCCGCGACGCGAUUAGAACAAAAUAUUUGUUUUGAUCGGUUGUCGCGUCGCCCGUCGCUAGACUUCUGUUCAAUUCUUGCCAUCUUCUGAGUGUGUGUCUGACAUUGUGUCGAGAUUCUAUUGAGUGUACGUGUUUUAUUGUGUAAAGAUGUCGGAGUUUACAGAAUGUCUAAUUUGUGAAGUACAAAAGAGGAGUAUUUUGUGGAACAUGAAGGACAAUAACUACCACAAUAGGCAUGCUUCGAAUCGCGCAUGGGAAGCAGUGGCCAUUGCUUUGGGGAAAACAAGUAAGUUUAUUUGUAAUAGCGAGACUGUGAAAGGCAAAUGGAAAAAUUUAAGGGACACGUUUCGCAGGGAAUUGAAGAUAGUCCCUGGUUAUCGGUCCGGAAGUGACGGUGACCAAACCCCCAAAUACACUGGACAUUGGCCAUAUUUUGAAAGGAUGCUGUUCCUCAGAGGUGUAAUGACGCCAAGGCCUACUGAUUCUAACAUGUCAGUUACUGAUGAAGAGCGAAAUGAAAAUAACAUUGAUACCAUAACCCACGAAUCCGAUCCUGAUGACCCUGGUAAUUCAAUUCAAUCUCAUGUUGAUGAUGUUAAUGUCGGUAGCAAUUCAGAAGUUUCACGGUCCGUUAAAAAUCUAUAUACUAGCAACAAUGACCAGGUACAAACGGCACCUUAUAUAUCUAAAAGACGUAAAUUAACUGGUUCAGAGCAAUUUAAGGCUGAUAUUUUGGCCCUAGAGGCUAAAAAGAUUAACAUGCUCGAAAAAGACAGUGACCAGAAUGAUGACGAUUUAAAUUUCUUCAAGUCAUUGCUGCCACAUAUGAAAACUCUACCAGCAGUAAAUAAAUUAUUUUUCCGCAGUAAAGUUCAGAACAUGUUUGCUGAGGAAAUGAUGAACGCCAACCGGCCCCAUUACGCUACAUUUCCAAAUACAUUUGUUCGUACUACUCCACAAACGCCAGUAACUACGCCAGAAACUACUUCUCAUGCUACUACUAGUUCAGGAAGGACGCCAGCAAGUACGCCUGACGUAAUUGUACAUCAAGAUCUUAACACAGACGAGACUCAAUCUCAAUCUAUCUUGUUAUGGAAUUUAAAUUGA
Molecule: messenger RNA, 1171 nt
Organism: Homalodisca vitripennis (glassy-winged sharpshooter)
Lineage: Eukaryota; Metazoa; Arthropoda; Insecta; Hemiptera; Cicadellidae
Exons: 2
Coding region: 212-1171 (319 amino acids)
Biological process (GO): regulation of transcription by RNA polymerase II
Cellular component (GO): nucleus; transcription regulator complex
Molecular function (GO): DNA binding
Source: RefSeq, a predicted model, not a curated record